Messenger RNA from Rangifer tarandus platyrhynchus (Svalbard reindeer), 3258 nucleotides. The record is from the annotation of a GenBank genome assembly. Lineage: Eukaryota; Metazoa; Chordata; Mammalia; Artiodactyla; Cervidae.
AUGGCACUUUAUAGCUGCUGUUGGAUCCUCUUGGCUUUUUCUACCUGGUGCACUUCCGCCUAUGGGCCUGACCAGCGAGCCCAAAAGAAAGGGGACAUUAUCCUCGGGGGUCUCUUUCCUAUUCAUUUUGGGGUUGCAGCAAAAGAUCAGGAUCUAAAAUCGAGGCCGGAGUCUGUGGAGUGUAUCAGGUAUAAUUUCCGUGGAUUUCGCUGGCUACAAGCUAUGAUAUUUGCCAUAGAGGAAAUAAACAGCAGUCCAGCCCUUCUUCCCAACAUGACCCUGGGAUACAGGAUAUUCGACACCUGUAACACCGUCUCUAAAGCCUUGGAGGCCACCCUGAGUUUUGUGGCCCAGAAUAAAAUCGACUCUUUGAACCUUGAUGAGUUCUGCAACUGCUCAGAGCACAUCCCCUCUACCAUCGCAGUGGUGGGAGCUACUGGCUCGGGCAUCUCUACGGCUGUGGCCAACCUGCUGGGGCUCUUCUACAUCCCCCAGGUCAGUUAUGCCUCCUCCAGCAGACUCCUCAGCAACAAGAAUCAAUUCAAGUCCUUCCUCCGCACCAUACCCAAUGAUGAACACCAGGCCACCGCCAUGGCUGACAUCAUCGAGUACUUCCGCUGGAACUGGGUGGGCACAAUUGCAGCUGAUGAUGACUAUGGCCGGCCAGGGAUCGAGAAAUUCCGAGAGGAAGCUGAGGAGAGGGACAUCUGCAUCGACUUCAGCGAGCUCAUCUCCCAAUACUCUGAUGAGGAAGAGAUCCAGCAGGUGGUGGAGGUGAUCCAGAAUUCCACCGCCAAAGUCAUCGUCGUCUUCUCCAGUGGCCCAGACCUGGAACCCCUCAUCAAAGAGAUCGUCCGACGCAAUAUCACAGGCAGGAUCUGGCUGGCCAGCGAGGCCUGGGCCAGCUCUUCCCUAAUUGCUAUGCCCGAGUAUUUCCAUGUGGUCGGAGGCACCAUUGGGUUUGGUUUGAAGGCUGGGCAGAUCCCAGGCUUCCGGGAAUUUCUGCAGAAAGUCCACCCCAGGAAGUCUGCCCACAAUGGUUUUGCCAAGGAAUUUUGGGAAGAAACAUUUAACUGCCACCUGCAAGAGGGUGCUAAAGGGCCAUUACCCGUGGACACCUUCCUGAGAGGGCACGAAGAAGGAGGUGCCAGGAUAAGCAAUAGUUCCACUGCCUUCCGACCUCUGUGUACAGGGGAAGAGAACAUCAGCAGUGUUGAGACCCCUUACAUGGAUUAUACACAUUUACGGAUAUCCUACAAUGUCUACUUAGCCGUCUACUCUAUUGCUCAUGCCCUACAAGAUAUAUACACCUGCAUACCUGGGAGAGGGCUCUUCACCAACGGUUCCUGUGCAGAUAUCAAGAAGGUUGAAGCUUGGCAGGUCCUGAAACACCUGCGGCACCUAAAUUUUACCAGCAAUAUGGGGGAACAAGUAACUUUCGAUGAAUGUGGAGACCUGGCAGGGAACUAUUCCAUCAUCAAUUGGCACCUCUCCCCAGAGGACGGCUCCAUAGUAUUUAAGGAAGUUGGAUAUUACAAUGUCUAUGCCAAGAAAGGAGAGAGACUCUUCAUCAAUGAUGAAAAAAUCCUGUGGAGUGGAUUCUCAAGGGAGGUGCCUUUCUCCAACUGCAGCCGAGACUGCCUGCCAGGGACCAGGAAGGGCAUCAUCGAGGGGGAGCCCACGUGCUGCUUUGAGUGUGUGGAGUGUCCGGAUGGGGAGUACAGCGACGAGACAGAUGCAAGUGCCUGUGAUAAGUGCCCUGAUGACUUCUGGUCCAAUGAGAACCACACUUCCUGCAUCGCCAAGGAGAUCGAGUUUCUGUCCUGGACUGAGCCCUUUGGGAUCGCACUCAUGCUGUUUGCUGUACUGGGCAUUUUCCUCACAGCCUUUGUGCUGGGUGUCUUCAUCAAGUUCCGCAACACACCCAUCGUCAAGGCCACAAACCGGGAACUCUCCUACCUCCUCCUCUUCUCCCUGCUCUGCUGCUUUUCCAGCUCUCUGUUCUUCAUUGGAGAGCCCCAGGACUGGACCUGUCGCCUGCGCCAGCCGGCCUUUGGCAUCAGCUUCGUGCUCUGCAUCUCGUGCAUCCUGGUGAAAACCAAUCGGGUCCUCCUGGUGUUUGAGGCCAAGAUUCCCACCAGCUUCCACCGCAAGUGGUGGGGGCUCAACCUGCAGUUCCUGCUGGUCUUCCUCUGCACCUUCAUGCAGAUUGUCAUCUGUGCCAUUUGGCUCAAUACGGCGCCCCCCUCGAGCUAUCGCAACCACGAGCUGGAGGACGAGAUCAUAUUCAUCACCUGCCAUGAGGGCUCGCUCAUGGCGCUGGGCUUCCUGAUCGGCUACACCUGCUUGCUGGCUGCCAUCUGUUUCUUCUUCGCCUUCAAGUCCCGGAAGCUGCCGGAGAACUUCAACGAAGCCAAGUUCAUCACCUUCAGCAUGCUCAUCUUCUUCAUCGUCUGGAUCUCCUUCAUCCCCGCCUACGCCAGCACUUACGGCAAGUUCGUCUCUGCGGUGGAGGUGAUCGCCAUCCUGGCGGCCAGCUUUGGCUUGCUGGCCUGCAUCUUCUUCAACAAGGUCUACAUCAUCCUCUUCAAGCCGUCCCGAAACACCAUCGAGGAGGUGCGCUGCAGCACCGCGGCACACGCCUUCAAGGUGGCCGCCCGAGCCACGCUGCGCCGUAGCAACGUCUCCCGCCAGCGGUCCAGCAGCCUGGGGGGCUCCACGGGAUCCACCCCCUCCUCCUCCAUCAGCAGCAAGAGCAACAGUGAGGACCCCUUCCCGCAGCAGCAGCCGGAGAGGCAGAAGCAGCCGCAGCUGCUGGCCCUGAGCCCACACAACGCGCAGCAGCCACAGCCGCAGCCACCCUCGACCCCGCAGCCGCAGCCACAGUCGCAGCAGCCGCCGAGAUGCAAGCAGAAGGUCAUCUUCGGCAGCGGCACCGUCACCUUCUCGUUGAGCUUUGACGAGCCUCAGAAGAGCGCCGUGACUCCCAGGAAUUCCACGCACCAGACCUCCCUGGAGGCCCAGAAAAACAACGACGCCCUGACCAAACACCAGGCGCUGCUCCCGCUGCAGUGCGGGGAGACGGACUCGGAACUGACCGCCCAGGAGACAGGCCUGCAGGGCCCUGUGGGUGAGGACCACCAGCUAGAGAUGGAGGACCCCGAAGAGAUGUCCCCGGCACUUGUAGUGUCUAAUACCCGGAGCUUUGUCAUCAGCGGCGGAGGCAGCACUGUUACAGAAAACAUGCUGCGUUCUUAA